AUGCGCACCCACGGGCUCUUUGCCCAGUUCGACGACGAGCUGCAAGACAGCGACCAGACCAUCUCCCCGCCCGUGCGCCAUCUGCAUCCACGUCCACGUCUCCCUACAGUCGCUGACGCCAGUAAGCGAAGCAGCAGCGGUAGCGCCAGGCCCCCGUGUCGUCGCUUCCCGACGUCAGCUUUUUUCGCAGACACGACCGACGAGGACGUCCCACAACCGUCUUCUGGGCUUACAAACGGCGCUAUAAGCGUCUGUAGUCUCUCUAUAGACGGUAGAAGGAGACGUAGGCGACCGCAUCGCGCGAGUCACGCUCCGAGGCUCCGUGUGGAUGCUGUCCAGUUCCCCGUGACGCGGUCGGUGCUCUGGGAUCGACGUCGACUAUCAGGCGCACCAGUAAGUGUAUCGUUGGCACAGGUUUUGCCGCAAUUUAGUGUGUCAGCAGAGGCGCUGAAGGACAUUUACCAGCUGUGGCGAGAAAUGAGUGGCACGGUACGAAAAAGCGGUGGUGCGUUGUGCUUUUUGCACGGAGAAGCGACGUCGCCGAAGAUGAAACGGGUGCGUCUGGAAGGGAUGAAGCUGAAGAAGGAGGAUGCACGUGCUGCAGGGACUUGGUGUAUACCUGUUCACAUGGUUGCUGUAAAGAACGCUGUGGGACGGACGAAGGAGAGUUACCUGUCGACCAUUGCGGCUGUUCAGGCCGGUUAUCGUGAUGAAUACGAUGACAGCCUCCCCUCGAAGCUUCAGUGUAAAUUGCUGGUAUUUCAAUCGUCACCACAUGUCGCGCAGCUCGAUUUCCAGCUCGAAUGUGCCGCGUCGCCGAUGCCGUUCCAGUUUUCGCUCAUACGAAAUUUACCACUUCUGAUGACCCCGCUUGCGGCAAGUCUAUCAAAACGCGAAUUUAGCGCCGAAACUGGAAGUUUGCGAUCUGGAUACCUGACACUUGACCAAACCCGGAAGGCGGUACCUCUGCUAAAGGUGGACCCUCUUGUUUCACAACAGCCGCUCGUCGGUGUAUGGGUAUACGGUGUCCACGUCGACGACGCUUGGAAUGAGGAGGUGGCGCGACGGCAGUUGGCUGAUCCGCUUUUGUAUUUUGCGUGCAUCGGCUACUUGAUGUCGGAGACGAUCAAAGAGCGUGUCGGACCUGAGCCGAAUACGUUUUUGGUGGCGCUGUAUCCUCGUAAUCACUCUGAUGAUACUGGUGGCACCGUUGGAUCGCUGCCGCGCUUUUUCGAGUGUACGUUCCCUGUCGAGUCGUUGUCCCUCCCAACGCGGCUUCUCCCUUUGGAGCUAUUUUCGCAACAACGGUCGUGCUUUGUUGGAGUGCCAAAGUACUCGUCGGAUCUGGAGCUGACGUUGUCGGCUGCGCCAACAAAUGAGUGGAAAGCAGCUGCGUGUCAAGCGAAACUUCCUACGAUCUUGUGCCUGAAAGAAAGUGGUGCAGCGCCUAGCAAGCCUCACGCAAUGGCUCGCAGCACCUCACGUAACUCCUUGUUGACGUCAGAGAGUAACUCGCUGUGUAAUGAUGAUGAAGACGAGCACAAAAGCAUGACGAGAGGUUGGACUGUUACGUCCGAUAUCAUUCGUACGAGUGCUGCUCGAGGAUCGAACGCACAGAGUCGGGCUUCGGUACGAGGUCAGAAAGAAACGUGCAGUCAGACAGCCGUGUUUGGGUCUAAGCCUGACGCAACAAUGCAUACCGCAACGCCGCCAAAUGCGUCAGGUGAUGCAACUUGUGACCAAGUUGCUGAAAGUGUCCCUUCGUUGACUCUGCCGGACAAGACGCAAGAUGCUGCGCAGCGUGAGUGGGCGGACAGGGGUUCCAGUAACUAUCGAAGCUGCUGCAAAACCCAGCAGCUACUGACGAUCCAGCACCAGCAAAUUCUGGAGAACCAACAGCGGCAGCUACACGAGAUGCAAGAACAGAUUUUACAAUUGAGGCGCUGUCUAGAUAUAGCGCAGAACAAGGCCAAGAGAGACACACAUUGUGGCUCAAGCGUGGAUGGAGGCUAUGUUUCUGAUGCGGGUACUUCUGACUUCGGGGCGGUAGCGAACGACCUCAAUGUAACUGGUACAUCCAGCAGACACGAAGACAAUCGCUCCGCCUCACAGUUGUCGGCCUUGCCAAGCACUGCCCAGCGAAGUAGUAAUGGUUCAUUUCUCGACGACUGGUCGAUUCGCACUCAUGACAACGAGAAGGAUGUAGAAGGCAGCGAACAUACGGGCCUUUCGCUGAGCUCGUUGAGCUUGUCGUCAAUUAGUUGCGACUCCGGAGCUGACUUAUCGUCGCUUUCCUCGUCGUUGAUGGGCGAACAGCCGUCAGUCGUUGGCUCGAUACGAAGCCAGAAGACGGCGAUGGGUGUGGAACCUGCAGUCGGUUGUGCCCAAGCCUUGGAUCAGUCUCAGUUGUCGAACUCUGAUACGAACGCAAACGAUACUAAUACGGCGGUAGUUCGAGUUGACAACACCAACGUCAAAGUGGAGAAAUCGAGUGAAAAGGAAUUUGAUGCACGUGACGGCGCCGACAGCAGCACCGGUGCGCGAGAUUUGUAUGUUGGCAGACUCGACGGCGACUUAGACGAAGAAGCGUUCAGCAUUGUCGGCAAAAGCGGAGCGGGGCCUGCAGGAUAUAGCGACGAUAGCGGCGCGAAUCCUGUGGAGCGCCUGUUGCCUCCGGACUCCUAUCUCCGAAAGGUUGGAGGCUUUGUCGACCACCACGGUGGUUGUUUCACAACACCAUCGUUGGAUUUCCACAGUUUCUGCGUGCCUCGUAUCAAGUUCUUGAGCGAGACUCCGGAGUUUGAUUCAGACGACGAAGAGGUUCGCCGUAUCGAGCAGAAGUACGAACGAUUGAUGGCAGCACAGCAAUCGACGGCUUAG
This is a messenger RNA of Hyaloperonospora brassicae, 2880 nucleotides long. The record is from the annotation of a GenBank genome assembly. NCBI's taxonomy places the organism in Eukaryota, Oomycota, Peronosporomycetes, Peronosporales, Peronosporaceae.